AUGGUGAGAACGGUCCUUCGGACGAGCAUGCAUCGCUAUGUAGGUCGUAAAACCACUUUGGCAGAAUGGAAUAAGAGUGUUAUUCUAUUGAAAUCCACAACAUCAUUGAAUCAAAAGAAACAAUCCAUGUUUGGUCGUCAAAUUUGUUGCAAAAGUCUGCUGAUACAGCUGCCACAACAACAAUUCCGUGAUAGUGCCUUCUUCCUACAUGGAUAUUCAACACUGCGGCAUUUCAGUCAGUCGACACAUGGAGCAAGGCGUUCCAAUACUUCCCAUAUCUCACAGCAGCUUCAGGCUUGCCAAAAUGCAAGAGACUUGAGCAUGUUUCUAAGAACGAAUGGAAGACUAUUCCAUGGACGACAAGAGUUUGAGCUUUUAGAGCAACGAAUAAAGGUCCUGAACAAGACGACAAGGAUGACAGCAGCCCAUGUUGCUGGACUCAUGAAUGCUGUGUCCCGAAUAUCUACCGUGGCCAAAUCACAGCAACGACAGGCCCUCAUGGAUCUGAGCCGUGUCGCACAACCAAUGCUGAGGCAUUGUCAAGUCAAGGAACUAUGCAACAUUCUAAAUUCGUUGGCAAGUAAAGAUGUACAAAAUCACAAGUUGUUUCAUCAAGCAAGCAAAUUCCUAAUGUCCUCGAAUUAUAGUAUGGCGAUGAAUCCACAAGACAUGGCCAUUCUGGCAAACGCCUUUGCCAGAGUCCAACAUCAAAGUUCAAAGCUGUUCGAGGCAAUAGCAGUCCAAGCCAUUCCCCAAAUACAAGAUUUUACACCCCAAGGACUGUCCAAUCUGGUCAAUGCCUUUAGCAAACAAGACCAUCCAGAUUCCAAACUCUUUGAAGCGGUGGCGGACGAGACGGAACGAAGACUUACAAUGCUGCGACGACAACAGGAAGAUGACGAUGAUGUUGAUGAUUCCUUAGUAUUCUCUCCCCAAGGACUUGCCAAUAUUGCCAAUGCAUUUGCCAAAAUGCAUCAUCAUCAUCAUCCCAAGCUCUUUGCAGCGAUUUCCAAAGCAGCGAUUCCUUGCAUUGACGAGUUUACCCCACAAAACUUGAGCAACAUGGCCAAUGCAUUUGCCAAGAUGAGUGAUCAACAUCAUGAUGAAGAAGAGCUGUUGCUACUAUUUGAUGCCAUCAGUAAAGCAGCCCUUGACAAAGUACCGUAUUUUAAUGCCCAAGAGCUUGCCAAUCUGGCCAAUGCCAUGGUCAAGAUGAUGGGACAUCAUCAUGGGGCCACAACGGCACUACCACUACUACUACUACUACAGGAAAUUGCCCGAGCCGCAAUUCCUUUAUUAUCAUUAUUGUCCACCAAUAACUCAUCCUUCAACGCACAAGAACUGGCCAUGUUGCUGAAUGCCCUCACCAAGAACAACAAGCAGACUCCUACCGUUAAUGAGCUAUUGCCAGGCGAAACUCAAGACGAAUUCUGGAAGGCUUCUGCUACGGCGACCCUUUCCUUGCUACCAGAAUUUCAACUCCAAGAACUUUGCAUUGUUGCCAAUGCCUUUUCCAAGGCACCACCACAACCACUGAGUAAUGGUGGAGAAUCGCCGUACGAUAAGAUGAAACUCUUUGAUAGGAUUGCAGAGGCAGCCUUGGACUUGUUGUCGCUACUAGUAGGGGAUGAGAAGAAUCACCAAUUCCAACCCCAAAACUUGUCCAUAUUGGCCAAUGCCUUUGCCAAAGUAAAUCAUCAUGAGGCUACAGACAUGUUUCAAGCCUUGAUCCAAGCUGCCAUUCCAUUGUUGCCACAAAUGAGUCCUCAAGAAGUUGCCAAUCUGGUUAGCGCUGUAGCCAAACAGAGAAUAGAGGGACCAAUGGCCGACCAACUAUUUGCAGAGACUGCCAAACUCCUCCUGCUUCAAUCCAACGACCGUAUUGCCUCGUGGGAGCAACGCAACUUGGUGGAAGUUGCCUAUGCCUUUUUGAAAGCCUUUCAGACGAAUGAUAUACUAUUGGAACGGAUUGGAUCCGAGAUUUAUUCCCGGCCUGAAUUGGAAUUGGAUGCCAUGGGUCUGGGUCACUUGGCGGCAGUUUUGAGUCGGACACCCAUUGGGUGUUCUGCAGAACUCUUGCAUUCCAUCUUUGCCAGCUUUGAAAGGAUGAUUCCACAAGAUUCCAUUCAAAUUAGCAACGUGGCAGAUAUCUGCAAGGCAAUUCCACUGGCCUACGAACUGAAAUCAAUAUCAAAGAAUCAUGGAUUCUUGAGACAAAUGGUGGAAUAUUCCAUUCGCAAACGCCACAAUGCCAGUCCUCCGGAUGUCCGAGACUUGCUACUGAAUUUGACGUCACCUCGGUUAAGUGACCAUGGAGACACCGCCGACAAUAGUUCCCUUGUCGAAUUGCAACGGUCCUUGUUGGUAGCCUAUCAACCCAUCUUGGAGCAAUGUGCGGACCACCAGAUUGCGGCCAAGCAUGUCAAGACGAUUCGGAGAGCCUACAAGAGACUGCAUGUGUAG
Molecule: messenger RNA, 2463 nt
Organism: Cylindrotheca closterium
Lineage: Eukaryota; Bacillariophyta; Bacillariophyceae; Bacillariales; Bacillariaceae
Source: the annotation of a GenBank genome assembly